UUUGAGAAUUAAACAUAAGAAAAAAAUAAGAAACCCGAUAUAGCUAUAUAUACAUAUAUAUUUAAAAAAAAUUUCCCCCUUAGUAAUAAAAAAAGCCGGUGCGUUUUUUUUGUUUUGUUGGUAAAGAAAAGUCGGUGCAGUUUAAGGAGCUGAUUUGAGUAUACCUUGCUUCAUAUAUUUCGAACAACCAGAAGUUUGGUCUGAGUUGGUUGUUGGGUUAGAAGAUGAGCAACCCUUCUACGGGACCUUCGUCAAAGCCAAGAGCUGGAAUCUCACAGCUAUCAGAAACUUCGUUUAAGCGGAAGCGAGGAGUCUUUCAGAAAGAAUUGCAGCAUAUGAUGUAUGGUUUUGGGGAUGAUCCUAAUCCACUUCCAGAAAGCGUGGCACUUAUGGAGGACAUAGUUGUGGAAUAUAUCACAGAUUUGGUCUAUAAAGCCCAAGAUAUUGGUUCAAAGAGAGGAAAGCUAUCUGUUGAGGAUUUUCUUUAUCAAAUCCGCAAGGACUUGCCAAAACUUAACCGGUGUAACGAGUUACUAUCUAUGAAUGAGGAGCUCAAACAAGCAAGGAAGGCUUUUGAGACAGAUGAAGAGAAGCUUAGGAAGGCUUUUGAGGCAGAUGAAGAGAAACUGGGUCCAACAGAGGGAUAGAAUUAGUAUUUUAACUUGUAUAUUCUUGUAAAUUCCUUUUGAUGACGCUAUUUUAAUUUUGUUCUUGUUGCAAUGUAAAUCAUAAAUGAGAACUGAUUUGAAAAUUUGCUCUUUUUCACCUCUUAACAAGAGGACCAUAAUUUGUGUGUCUAAAAUAAAUAAAACGAGUGGUUAUACAA
Messenger RNA from Ziziphus jujuba (common jujube), 826 nucleotides. Its product is annotated as transcription initiation factor TFIID subunit 13. The record is from RefSeq and is a predicted model, not a curated record. NCBI's taxonomy places the organism in Eukaryota, Viridiplantae, Streptophyta, Magnoliopsida, Rosales, Rhamnaceae. The transcript has 6 exons. Bases 225 to 647 code for a protein of 140 amino acids. Gene Ontology annotation, biological process: transcription by RNA polymerase II. Gene Ontology annotation, molecular function: protein heterodimerization activity.